AUGACAGAAAAAUAUACUUUGCAACCGAAAAUAUUCGAUAUUAUAGGAAACGCUGUUGAUGAACCUAAAAGUAUUCCGGUGGCUGAUGAGAGUAACCAAAGUCGUGCUCCGCAUGAUAAUGAAAAGCAAAGAAUGCCUCUGCCUGCUGUUUCAAGUACAAGUAGUUACAAUGUUAUUCGUUAUUAUCCUGAACCUGAUGACAAAUUCAGAAGAACUUACAUAGCUUACGCAGCUACUCGUUCUCAAACUUCACGAUUGAAAGAACUUGGAAAGGCGAGAAGAGAUAUUACUGGAAACGCUAUAAUAAAUGUACUUACCCAAAAACUAGAUGAGUUUAUUUCGGGUGGCCAGAAAUAUCCUGUUAAAAAGAUAUGUGUUUUGAUUGGAAUAUGGGUUAGUCUAAAAAUGAUUUCAAACACGUCCCCUACAAACAACGGUGAUGUAUGUGAAAUAGAACUAUUAGGGAAUAAAAGCAAAAAAAUUGUUAUGUACAGACCAUUGGACGGUAUAUAUUGUCAAAUAAAAGCAAACGACAUUAAUAGUGGAACGAAAAAACUAACUGCACAACUACGAGAGAAUUUAAGUAUUCCUCUUGAGUUUAUAUAAUAAAUAAAUAAAUUUUUCACA
Adelges cooleyi (spruce gall adelgid) is the source of this 627-nucleotide messenger RNA. RefSeq lists its product as uncharacterized. The transcript has 8 exons. The record is from RefSeq and is a predicted model, not a curated record. Lineage: Eukaryota; Metazoa; Arthropoda; Insecta; Hemiptera; Adelgidae. The coding region runs from base 1 to 606 and encodes 201 amino acids.